GAUAUCAUAUCAACAUCUAUUUUCUGUGGUACUUAUUGGGAUUGUUUUCAUUCUUCACGAAGAAAUACGGGAUAUGAAGAAUGAAUUAGAAGCAUUGAGAAACAAUUAUCGUGAAGAUAUACUGUUUAUCAAAAAGGAAUUGGCGCCAAAAGGAAACAAUUUUCCUGAGGAAAAACGUCAUAUACAGAAUGAAUUAAAGGGAACAAGGGACGAAUUUCGUGAGGAAAUACGUGAGGUUAGAAAUGAUUUUGAGGCGACAAGAAACAAUUUUCAUUCCAUUCUUAAAACCUUGGCAUAUUUUGGAUCCUUAUUGUCAGUUCAAACAGCAAAGGGUCUAUUUGUUCAUGACUUAUGGAAAAAAGGAUUUCAUAAAGAUAGUGUAGAUUUUGAUUUGUCAUCGGUGAAAGGAAUCUAUAUUUCAAAAAACAAGAAAAUAAUCAGCAAUGCCAUGUUUUCAUCAGCUGUGGUUAGACAAUUUGGACACACAUUACAGCAACACGGAGAAGCUGAAGCCAACAGAAAAAUAUUACGGGGAGAAGAGUUCAGACUGCUUUUUAUUUUGCGGUACGAAUUCAAAAAGGCAUGCGCAAUUAAAGACUUUUUCUUUGGUCUAUUUUUUUGCGACGAAAGAAAUGCUAGAUUUGAAAAGGAAAUUGCACACUGUUGGAAUAUGGUAACACAUUGUGACACAGAUGCUGUAUACAUAGUCUUCAGAAACGAACAACAGAUUAAACUCGAUUUGUUGUCUCCCUUAACUGAACGAACUCCAUUCAGUUUUGGAUUUGAUAUAAAUGUAAGUGGAAUACAUGGUUCUAUCACCUAUAAAGAUCUUUUGAGUGGGAAAGAGUUGCACACAUUCAACUCUGUCAACUUUUCGGAAUCAUUGAUCUCGCUUUUUGGUAUCUCACAUCGUGAGAUGGUUGAUUGUAUGAUCAUAUUGAUCUAGUAUUUCAUAAGUGUAACGGGUAAAGUUAAAAAUAAAAUGAACUUUUUACAUCAA
Saccostrea echinata is the source of this 1000-nucleotide messenger RNA. RefSeq lists its product as uncharacterized. Lineage: Eukaryota; Metazoa; Mollusca; Bivalvia; Ostreida; Ostreidae. The transcript has 2 exons. The record is from RefSeq and is a predicted model, not a curated record. The coding region runs from base 74 to 946 and encodes 290 amino acids.